This is a messenger RNA of Tachysurus fulvidraco (yellow catfish), 1008 nucleotides long. It is a transcript of the gene crybb1, whose product is annotated as crystallin, beta B1. Gene Ontology annotation, molecular function: structural constituent of eye lens. The record is from RefSeq and is a predicted model, not a curated record. Gene Ontology annotation, biological process: lens development in camera-type eye; visual perception. The transcript has 7 exons. NCBI's taxonomy places the organism in Eukaryota, Metazoa, Chordata, Actinopteri, Siluriformes, Bagridae. Bases 186 to 857 code for a protein of 223 amino acids.
GAACAUGCAAACUCCACACACACAAGGCAGAGGCGGGAAUCGAACCCCGACCCUGGAGCCAAACCCCUCCAUGCUCCACUUGCCAGGGUAUAAAAGGUGGGGUACUAGAUGGAGUGAGCAACACGGGAUAGCCUUCUCUACACGGUACAGCUGUACUCAAGCAGUCUCUCUCGAAACCCAUCAGCAUGUCUCAAACUAAGUCUGCCCCCAGCCAGGGAACCCCUUCCACUCCUGCAUCUAGCAAGGCAACAAAGACUGGAGACACUGGAAUGGGCAACUACAAAAUGAUGCUGUUUGACCAGGAGAAUUUCCAGGGCAGAAUGAUGGAGAUCCACAAUGAGUGCAUGAACAUCUGUGACCAAGGUUUUAAUAGAGUACGCAGUAUCAUUGUCGAGUGUGGCCCCUUUGUUGGCUUUGAGCAGACUAACUUCCGUGGGGAAAUGUUCAUCCUGGAGAAGGGUGAGUAUCCUCGCUGGGAUACCUGGUCCAACAGCUACCGUAGUGACUGUAUCAUGUCCUUCAGGCCAAUACGCAUGGACCCCAUGGAGCACAAGAUCUGUCUGUAUGAGAUGACUGAUUUCCAGGGCAACAAGAUGGAGAUCCAUGAGGACGAUGUCCCCACUCUGUGGGCACAUGGCUUCUGUGACAGAGUGGGCAGUGUGAGAGUUCCUGGUGGGGCUUGGGUGGGAUACCAGUACCCAGGCUACAGAGGCUACCAGUAUCUAUUUGAGUGUGGAGACUACAGACACUAUAAUGAGUUUUGUGCCUUCCAACCUCAGAUUCAGUCCAUUCGGCGUGUGAGGGACAUGCAGUAUCACCAGCGUGGUAGCUUCAUCCUGACUGCUGCUAAACAAUGAACCAGGGCUUCUGUGAAGUAAAGCCCUACCAUGGUGCUUUUUAAUCCCCUAUUCCUGUCCUUGCUCUGAUUCUGACUUGAGAUUGAUAUAAAUUGUACCAGAUAUCUGAAUGACUUCUUAUGAUGCAAAUAAUAAACAUUUAAGAAAAUGA